Molecule: messenger RNA, 3364 nt
Organism: Ectocarpus sp. CCAP 1310/34
Lineage: Eukaryota; Phaeophyceae; Ectocarpales; Ectocarpaceae
Source: the annotation of a GenBank genome assembly
AUGACCGCCGCCCCCAGCACCCGCGGCGGGCGCGGGAUGCGCGGCGGGGGAAUGAUCUCGUCCCGGCAGUCGAUCAGACCCUCCUCGAGAUACGGUUUCGGCAGUGCAAGGGGGAGAGGCCUCAGUGGGCGCGGGGGAGGGGGCAGCGAGCUCAAGCCGUUGGGUCUGGCCGUGAAUGAGGAACUGUUCAACCGCAGGAGGCUCAUCAUGGCGGGCCCGGAGGAUGGCUCCGACGACGAGAGCGAUGACGACUGGGACGAGCAGGGGGCGGUCCAAGACGAGUACGAGCGCAUCAAGACGCAGCGUGUUCACGAGGCGGUCAUGUUCAGGAAGAUCAGCAAACUCCGGGACCCCUCUAAGCGUGAGAUCGCCCGCGGCCAGCUCCCGUACCAGAAAUCCACGAUGGGCAUAGGGCGGCAGGGCUCUAUGGUGCGGCAGCCGUCGAACGCCAAGGGAAGCCCGGCGAUGCUUCGGCAGGUGUCGGCCGUCCGGCAAGCGUCCAACCUCCGCGCGAUGAACGCGGUUCGUCAGGCGUCCAACCUUCGGGGUUUGUCGGCGGCCAGGCAGCCGUCCACGGCGAGGUUCGGGGCGGGGGGCAGGAGGGCCAGCGGACUCGCGGGCGCCGGGGGAAGGAUGUCGAGCGGGCUCGUGCCGUCUAGCGCCGGCGGAGGGAUGGGCAGGCCAGUGGGGCUUUCGACCGGGCGCCUCGAGGGGCGCGGGGGCGGCCAGUUCGGCCCCAGCCGGAGAGAUAUGGGAGGGGACUACAGCAGGAAGGGCACGGCGUCGGACCCACGCAAGCAGUUCAAGACCCUCAAGUCGACAGCGUUCCUAGGAUGACGAGGAACGCUCUCCUAGGCUGACGAGGAACCGUUCCUCUUGAGCUUUCGAGGAACGUUCCAAGAAUGACGAGGAACGUUCCUGGACUAACAAGGAACAAGGAGGGUGGUGGUCGUGGUCUUGUCGUUCUCGUUCGUUGUUCGGGUAGAGGGGCUGGCUGCUUGACUUUCCGUCAGCUUGGACGGAAAACAGAAGCCUUAUUUACCCCAGCCCCCUCGCCUGUUUGACGCCGCACGUGCCGAGAUAACAAGGCGGCGGCGUGAUUGUAGCGGUUGUGCCGCAUUUUUGCUACCGGGCGCGCGUGUUGAAGCGCUCGAAGAGGAUUCCUGGACGGCAUGGUGGUUUGGGGGUGGAGUGGGGGGAAAAUUGCCGCGCUGACCUUUUGUGUUGGUUGCGUCUUUGCAUUUUUGCACAGUUUCAUGGAUGGAUAUUGCUUGGGGGAGAUGGAGUUGUUGUUGUUGUUGUUGUCUUCACAUUAAACCGUAUGUCAGUUGCCAAAUGCCAAAAUCUAGCAAAAGACUCUCAGCCCGUGGUCACGAAAGUGCUAGAGCCAUCGAGUGCGCGCGAUAAUUUUUCACUCGUUCUGCUUCGUCGUCGGAUUUUGCUCGUGCGGGCAGACGAGUUCUGCGGCCGCUUUUUUGCUCUCCUCAAACCUGACAAGACCAUUGCUCUGGUGGCGUAGUAGCCUUCCAGACCCCCAGCGGGGGGGGAGCGUCGUCAAUUUUGUCUGUAGGAUGGCAGUCGUCAGCGUCGGGAUGAAAAAUAUUUUGGCGGCCUUUCUGCUUCUGGUCCAACUUUGGUGGUGCUGGAACGAGUGACUGGCUGCACAGAGUACGGGGGUGGGACAACGGUGCUAAGCUAUGUACGACGCGGACGGAUGCGGCGCCCGUUGGCCAUGAUCGUUGUUCGCUGAAGUGUGUCUGGUUCCCAGAGAUUCGACGACACAGCAGGUGUGCAGAAAGAACACUUGUUUCUUUUUUUGGAUGUUCGAUAAAACCCGCGUAGUUACAUGCGAACGAAAGCAGCGGCUGGAGAUUCCGGUUCAUAGGCUCUUGAUUCGAGCGGAACGCGGAGCAAGACGUCGGCCAUGUUCUUUCACAUGUCUUUGUUGGCGCAGGGGGCUUGUGUUCUUGCGGCUGAUGUCGUGAGCGUUGUUUUGUCUGGACGAUAAGAGGCGACGCCUUCCCUGACCUAUUCAGCACCUCUCACACGGUCUACUCCGUACCAACAGCUCUCUCUUUAGACACAUGAACAAAAAACGGAUUUGAAUACGGAUUAAUUUAUUUUCUACGGGCUUACGUGACUUGAAACCCCCGAUCUCCUUCUAAGUAGCACUAGAGCAUGCGUAUCGGAAAGGAGAAGAGGAGAGAAGGCACGCACAGCGACUGCUGUUCGGGGGUGGGGGAGGGGGGGCUGACGUGGAGGUGCGAGAACUCGGACAAGUGUUUCUGACGGCCGGUGUACCCUCCGGUCGGUGAAGUAAAAAAGUACCAUGGAGGUGAACGGGUGGUUCAUGCCAUCCUGCCGUACGUCGCUCAGGCAAACUCGCCUCAUCGACAUUUGCUGCUCCCCAUAAAGGCCCGGCAGUCGAGCCUUGCUUGUUGAGUGUGGGUGAGGCUUUUCGAGCCGUUGGGGGAAGGGAACCUUUUGUCUAUUUGCGUGCUGUAAUGAUAUCCUACAGGUUUUAUGAAAGACGCGGCCGUGAGUUAUUUUUAAUCCACUUUUUUCGUCGGUGCUGUUGAAACGUUACGGUGUGAAGAGCAUGUACUCUUAAAGUUAUCCUUGCGAAAAAGGAUAAGUCAUGUUUCGGAAAAAUUCGCCCAUCCCAGAAGAAGCUCACGCACGUGAUACGUUGCAUCCAGGGUCGAUGGGCGGGUGUGUGCUGAGCUCGGUCCUACGGUGUAAGCCUAUGCAAGACUGCUGUAGAGCAAAACACUCGAAGACUGCAAAAAAAGCCGCCGUAUUUUGAUCUCUGUGCACCAUCUCAUAGUCAAGUCAGGGCUGAAGUUCGUCUGUAUUGUUGUGGCGUGUAGUUUCGUUUCUGCGCAGCAGGUUUUAGUUCCUCUAUUCAGCAGCCUGCCCGUCGCGUGAUUUCCGGCCGCGCCUGCACAUGUGCGUGCGCGCCUUUUGUCCUCUCGUGACUCGUCACGAAACGAAAAAAGAGAGCGAGUUUGUAAGUUGUUGUGCUGUCGUUGGUUUUUUAGCGUGUGCCGUACACGUCUUGCUGUGUGUUCGAACGAUGAUGGGUGGAGGCAUGGUAGCUGUGGGUGCUGGUGAGUAGCACUACUGCUGUGCUCUUUGCGUACGUCAAGCCGAUCGGUCUGAUGCUUUUUGGUUUUCUUUCGCAACUAUUUAUGUUGCUCGUUCAUCCCUCGCAUAGUUCUGAGGGAAUUGUGAUGAUUCCUGUAGUGCAUCAAACCUCCUAAUGUUUGCCUCUGAAAGAAGGCGAAUGUUUCAAAGUUGCGUACACUACGGAGGCCUUGAAGAAAUCCAACGCCGGGGGGACACCCUGGCACAGCCCUCGCAG